Molecule: messenger RNA, 3020 nt
Organism: Talaromyces proteolyticus
Lineage: Eukaryota; Fungi; Ascomycota; Eurotiomycetes; Eurotiales; Trichocomaceae
Product: Bromodomain-containing protein
Exons: 1
Coding region: 137-2899 (920 amino acids)
Cellular component (GO): NuA4 histone acetyltransferase complex
Molecular function (GO): protein binding
Source: RefSeq, a predicted model, not a curated record
CUCCCUGCGCGCUAGACUCGUGUUGAAGCUAUUCGCACUCGCUAUGCAUGUCUGCAAAUAUUAAUCAAUAUUCAACAGCUUCGCUUCAAUCCUCAUCGUGGCUCCCAUAAUAUCGAGCCGUUCCGACAGGCAAGGAAUGCCGCCGCUGUCGGCUUACACGCCUUUUGAAUCUCUUCUCUUCUUCCAAUGUCUUGCCUCGCUCGCCAGCCAGCCCGUUAACUUUUCCGCCAUAUCGGAUACCCUGUGCAAAAAUCAGUUUGUGAAGGAAAAUGAUGCCUUUGAUACGAGCCGUCUGAGCCCCGAAGCUCUAGAGGACCUCUACACGACUUUGCUGAAGGAAGGGGUUGACGGGAAUUCUAGUAUUGGUAGUGCUGAACCCAACGGCCAUGCCCAAGAUGCUGCCAAUACGAACUCAAAGAAACGCAAGAUUACGAGUGGCAAUGCAAGCGCCGUUACGGCUCAGCAAGCAAAUGCGACAAUCCUACCGGGACUGGUCACCCAGCUCUAUGCUCGGUAUAAAGAUAGAGUGACCAAGGAAAUUCGAGAUGAAGAGAAGAGAUACAGGGAAAUUCGGGAGGAGAUUGAUAGGCUGCAGAAGGAAGAGCUUGAAAAGCCUGCUGAACCGACCGCUGCAAAAGAAGUAUUGCCAGGUCCUGCAAAAGCUGUAGCUACUCCGAGCGGUGAUGAAAUCCAGGUCGAUGAGAAAUCAGAUGUUAAGCCCAAGGCGACACCUACACCCGUGGCUGCCAAUGUUCGUCAGGAGGGCCAACGACAGCAGGAACCUAUCUCCAUUCCGACGCAUGCUGCAAAGUCAGAUGUACCACCCGUUCCUCCCACCAAGGCGCAAGAACCUGUUCCUCCAUCAAAACCAGAGGUAGUCAAACAGCAAGAAACACCUCCAGUCGCACCAGCACCAGCUCCACCAACCACCGCACCCCUGUCGCAACUGCAACCUCGUGUUCCAACUCCCAGGGAAGGCCCUGUUGAUAUUCAUCCUGUCCCUACGUCCAAGCCCACCCCUAAAGCAGCGCCAUUAAAUGGAAAGGCACAACCUCUAGCGCCACAGCCACCAGCUCAACAUCCGCAUGUACAGCAAAAAAUCGAAGUUAAGGUCCCGCCGCCUCCCCAAUCGACUCGACCACCGUCGCAAACGCCGUCACGUUCAGGACCUACGCCGAGCCGUAACCAGCCGGCUCUUCCUCCAGGAUCAACUAUUGUCUUUCAAGCACACCAAGGGCCGAGCUUACCGGCUACUCCGACUCAACGCCAUAUUCCUCCGCCGAGCGCGCGCCAAAUAGCCCCUGUUCCUACUGGUACUCCAAUCGCCCCGAACAUUCCGCCAGGGCAGCAGCAAUUUCAGCAGUGGUCGCCUCAUGCUCAGCUUCCUUACCCAGCUGGUACUAUUCAUGCACCCAUUCCACACGGCACUCCUCAUGGUCCUCCACAUGGCCUACAAAUGGCGCAAAACUCUAUGAUCCCUCAGCAAGCACAAUUUGCCCAGUCUAGUGCUGGAAAGCUGGUCCCAGCUCCAAUUCACGGCGCAUCCCCAAUCACUCCUAUUCCAGACCUUGCACAGGUCCCUCCACAGACCCCGCUUCCAGGAACUCCGUCUUUUCAUACAGGCGUCAAACAAAAACCACCCCGUCCGUCUAUGGAUACAGUUGGGUCCCUGACACCGUGGAAACGCACUCCAGGCUUGAGCAUCAAUAUCCCGGAAACACCUGGAUCUCCGCCACGACCUAAUCCUGCCGAUGUCAGUCCGAUCAGCGACAGAGCACCGUCACCAAUCGGACUUCCCGAACCUACGGCUAAAGAACAUGAGCGAGGGAAGCGCGGUCAAGCAGAAGGUGAAAAGCCUCGUCGUGGCAGGAAACGAAGCGUUCCACCCCUUGACCUAGAGAAAGUAGAAGCAAAGAAUGAAAGGGCGGUAGCAGCUUCCAAGGCAAAACGAGCCGGUAGCACUACAUCGACCAGAGCUAGGGCAAGAUCUGGAGCCUCUCGAGAUGAGGACGUUGCCGAAGUACCUGCGUCACGGAAAAUCAAAGACGAGGCACCGGCGACUCCCGCUGGCAUUUCGGAUGACACUGAAAUGGAGACGAGGAUAGGAAUGCAACGAAAAUCAACUGUAAUUGGGCGAAGUGACGAGGGCAGCCAAGGUAGAGGCCGCCCAAAACGAAAACGCGGUGUUAGCGAAUCCCUAGACACAGACAACAUCCAACCCGCACUCGGUCGUCCUUCUGCCUCCCAACUAAUCUAUUGCACGCGCAACUUCACACGAACCGGCGCACCGCUCAUGAACGAUGUAUCCGCUCACAAACACGCCUCCAUCUUCGGCAAACCCCUAACCGAACGAGAAGCGCCGGGUUACAAGGACCUAAUCUACCGACCCCAGGACCUCAAAACCAUCCGCUCAGCGCUAAACCAAGGCAACAAAGCCGUCGCCGCCGCCACCGAAGCCGUAAACACCCCCAUCGACGGCGAAUCACCCAACCCUGCCUCCUCCAACACCCCUUCCAAAAACGCCGCCUGGUUGCCUAAAACCGCCGAUCUAAUCCCGCCCAAAGCAAUCGUCAACUCAUCGCAGCUGGAAAAGGAGCUAAUACGCAUGUUCGCCAACGCCGUCAUGUUCAACCCGGCACCUGACCAAGAACGCGGGUUUGGUCCAUCGUUCCGAAUUGGCAAGGCUAGCGACUCGCGCUCAAGCUCGCAGCCGUGGGAGCUUGAUGAAGGCGGGAUUACGCGGGACACGCGCGAGAUGUGCGAUGAUGUAGAGAAUGCAGUUACCAAAUGGCGUGCGGCCGAACGGACCACGGCGGAGGAUUUGAGUGGGAAGAAUAUGUUUUCGCUGCGCGGGAAUAGUGGUGAGAACGUGGACAGUACGGAUGGGGAGAUGAAAUAGAUGCAGCAACAGAGGUAGUCUGGAUCUCAGAUCUUUAGAACUAUGAUUCUAAAUGUUCAAUUGAUAUACCAAGCCUUUUUAUUUAUCAACGCCUCAUGUCAUGUAAUUUCAGCAGGUCUAU